CUCUAUGAUUUCAAAAUAGAAUUACAGAAACUAUAUAAUCUAUAAUAAAGUAUGACAAUAAUUUGUAUGACAAUUAUAUAUAUGGUGGUGAUAAACAAAUAAAUGGGGUUUGAUUUUUACACAUAAAAGUUUGGUGACAACAAUUCAUCUUUACAUUUUUGUGUUCCCAAAGGAUAUGGUCAAUGUUCAUUAAUCAACACCCUUGGAAAUAUAAUAUUCACACUCCUUUGAAUUAAGAAUAUGUGAUAGUUGCUACUUGCUUGUGAAUCUACACUCACUGUUUUUUUCCAAUUGCCAUCUUUUGUCAGUAAGUCAUUUUUGUUGAAUAACCUCUUUCCUUUGCUCCUUGUGGUCAAACAGAGAACAACCAAUAUGGUCAAAGUUCAAAAUGAACACAGCCACAUAGGGACUCAAUCCAGACAUCAGAAUUGAAAAAAAAAGCCUAAUAAUUGCUAGGGUCUCAAUUCGGGUUCAGUUUUUCGGGUUUACCCGAAACCGAUCCGAUUAUAUACAUUUUCAGUUUUUUCGGGUUUGGGUUCGUUUCGGUUUCGGAUUUUUGGUUUUAGGUUCGGUUUUGCUUAUCAGUUUUUCGGGUUCCGACUAAAAACCUCCAAUAAAUAGAACUCAGUCCGUAUUUUUUAGGCGUUCGGGUUUUCGGGUUUCGGUUUUGCUUUAACCGAUCCCGAACCCGAUAAGGAAUUUUUGGGUUUCGGGUAAUCGGAACCGCAAGUUCUUAUCGGGUUCGGGUUCGGUUUUAGUGAUUUUCGGUUUUGGAUUUUUUCGGGAUUUGGUUUGGGUAACCGAACCCGACCCGAACUGAAACCCCUAAUAAUUGCUGUGUAACCCUUGAGCAUCUUGUAACCUAAGAUCUUGACUGAGACUAUUGCGAGCCUCCUCUCCAGUGCCCUCGAUGAGCUGGCUUCGUCCCUGUCUCCAGCUCCAAUAAUGCUGCAUGCGAAUUAAAGUCCAUCUCAACUGUGAGAUUGACAUAUUGACACUCGUUCAUAUUAUAGCACUGGUCCUGCAAUGCAUCUUCUACAAUAUCCAGCCAGCUAGGCUGAGGCUCCCCCAAUAUGAUUCGUCUCUGUCCGUCCAUCUUUCUUACUGUAUUAUCUUCUUCUUCUUCUUCUUCUUCUUCUUCUUCAGUAUUCCUCGCCCUCAACGAAUUAUUGGUUAUCAGAUAGAAAAGAGGACCACCCAGAGGAAAACGUGGAACUCCUUUUAAAACAGACUGUGAUGGAUGGGCGUCAAUGGCACCACCAGUACAAUACAACUGCUGAAGAUAUUUUUUUUUGGCAGUGCAAUAAUGCAAAAGCAUUCUCAGUCCAGUCUAUAUAAAUGCCACUCACUUCAGCAGCUCAAAACCCAUCAUCCCAAGUUAGAAGGACAGAAGGGAGAAAGAAGAGAAACAGAGUAGAUUGGUUUUGGUUUCAGUCUUUCAGAGCAGAGAGCCAUGCCGUCGUCGAUGAUUUGGAGGAGAGGGAUGCACACAUUGGAGCGACUCAAGGCCGCCAGAAUCCCAGAAGAUGUGAUCACGCAGGGUCAGGAGCGAGUCAUCGAUGCUUCCCUCACUCUCAUUCGCGAGAAAGCAAAGCUCAAGGGAGCGGUGGUUCGUGCACUGGGAGGCGCGGUGGCGACUAGCUCGUUGCUUGGAAUCCCGUUGGGACAUAACUCCUCGUUCCUGCAAGGUCCAGCUUUUGCUCCUCCUCUCAUUCGGGAGGCAAUGUGGUGUGGCAGCACCAACUCGACCACCGAAGAAGGUAAAAUGAUCGAUGAUCCCCUGGUUAUGGCUGAUGUUGGGGAUCUUCCUGUGCAAGAAAUGAGAGACACUGGUGUGAGUGAUGAUAGAUUGAUGGAGGUCGUCAGUGAAUCUGUCAAAAUCGUGAUGGAAGAGGCUCCAUUGCGGCCACUGAUUCUAGGUGGGGAUCAUUCGAUUUCUUACCCGGUAGUGAGAGCUGUGUCGGAGAAGCUGGGAGGGCCGGUGGAUGUUCUUCAUCUCGAUGCUCAUCCGGAUAUCUACGACGCAUUUGAGGGAAACAAGUACUCUCAUGCUUCUUCGUUUGCCCGGAUCAUGGAAGGUGGUUAUGCUCGCAGGCUUCUGCAGGUGGGCAUCAGGUCGAUCAACAAAGAAGGUCGUGAACAAGGGAAGAGGUUUGGAGUGGAACAGUACGAGAUGCGGACCUUCUCCAAAGACCGCCAUUUCCUCGAGAAUCUGAAACUAGGGGAAGGGGUGAAAGGUGUGUACAUCUCCAUCGAUGUGGACUGUCUCGACCCAGCGUUUGCUCAUGGAGUGUCUCACUUCGAGCCUGGCGGGCUGUCCUUCAGGGAUGUUCUGAACAUCCUCCACAACCUGCAAGGUGAUAUCGUGGCUGCAGAUGUGGUGGAGUACAACCCCCAGAGGGACACUGCUGAUGGGAUGACUGCCAUGGUUGCUGCUAAGUUUGCCAGAGAGCUCACAGCCAAAAUGUCCAAGUGAUCAUAUAUCCAUCAUCAAUAUUCAAAAUCAUGUUGUCUCAAGUGAUCAUUAUAAAUCGGUAAUUAAUGAUGCUUAUUACCCUAAUAGUUGCUCAUUGGCAGUCCUCUUUACACCUGCCAGGGCAUCAUAUAUGUCAUGAAUAAAUAAAAGAUGGAAGG
Molecule: messenger RNA, 2634 nt
Organism: Linum trigynum
Lineage: Eukaryota; Viridiplantae; Streptophyta; Magnoliopsida; Malpighiales; Linaceae
Source: the annotation of a GenBank genome assembly